Molecule: messenger RNA, 432 nt
Organism: Suillus plorans
Lineage: Eukaryota; Fungi; Basidiomycota; Agaricomycetes; Boletales; Suillaceae
Exons: 3
Coding region: 1-432 (143 amino acids)
Source: RefSeq, a predicted model, not a curated record
AUGACCUUGCCAAUCACCAAAUUCGUCUGGCUGCCAGUUACGCCUGCUUCGUUACAGCCUCAGCUUGAUGAACUAUGCAUAUUCUGCAGAUAUAAAGGGAGUGACGUGGUUCAGCUCAUCAUCCGACAAGUCAUACACACUUUCUACUUUCUACAACACUUAUACCAAAUUCUAGCAGCUAUGUCUGGCGAUGACCACCCCCGCACAAAGAUGAACAACGAAUUGCAGAGGAUAUAUGGUCCCUCUGCACCUGAUCAUGUCAGGUGGGAUGUCUAUUCGCGAGGCUCUCCCAAUGCUUUGACGUGGUAUGCGACCGUCUACAUUGAUGAUAUAAAUCACGGCGAUGCUUCAUCCAGAACCAGAGGUGGUGCUCAAGACGAGGCUGCGAAACAGGCGUAUAACUGGCUGAGGUAUGAAGUGUCCCGCCGAUGA